AUGCCGCUGCUGGGCGGGUUCACCAUGGCUACCCACCCGCGCCUGAAGGGUUACUUUGAGAUGCUCGCACUUCGUGUGCCAAUUGCGGCGGUAAAGGCAAAAAUGAUGGCGGAUGGCCAUGAACCAGGAUGGCUUGACACUCCCGAUGCUGUGGCUCCGCCUAUGCUAGGAUCCAUGAGCGGGGUUCUGGACGAAUCGGACUGA
Trypanosoma grayi is the source of this 204-nucleotide messenger RNA. RefSeq lists its product as hypothetical. Bases 1 to 204 code for a protein of 67 amino acids. Gene Ontology annotation, biological process: actin filament polymerization; exocytosis. The transcript has a single exon. Gene Ontology annotation, cellular component: WASH complex. The record is from RefSeq and is a predicted model, not a curated record. NCBI's taxonomy places the organism in Eukaryota, Euglenozoa, Kinetoplastea, Trypanosomatida, Trypanosomatidae.